This is a messenger RNA of Ictalurus furcatus (blue catfish), 1968 nucleotides long. RefSeq names its product brain-specific homeobox (gene bsx). Gene Ontology annotation, molecular function: DNA binding; DNA-binding transcription factor activity, RNA polymerase II-specific. Bases 1204 to 1890 code for a protein of 228 amino acids. Gene Ontology annotation, biological process: regulation of DNA-templated transcription. Lineage: Eukaryota; Metazoa; Chordata; Actinopteri; Siluriformes; Ictaluridae. The record is from RefSeq and is a predicted model, not a curated record. The transcript has 3 exons.
UAUUAAUCCAGCAGUUGCGUGUUGGAUGCUUUUCUUUCACUCUGACUGAAGUGGGGAAAAAGAGAAACAGCAGUGAAUUGACUGCGUAUUGAAACACAGCAUCACUACUAAUUUUCUUGCGAGUUUUGUUUCUCAAACAAAAGCUAGAGACUGUAAUGCGUAAUUGAGCACCGUAAUAAUUUUUUUUGUAUUUGCUCUGCCCACCUGAUCGGAUGAAAAUCCUUUAGCCCGCGCCUGAGGAUUACAACUUCCGCUGUAACAUCCUCCCUAAUUACCUAAUAGCAUUGCUGCAAGACUCCUGCCAAUAAUGAAACACUUUUGAGCGUUAACCGCAGUGAUUGGAGAUGUGAUGACAACACGAUAGCAGCAAAUUACGCCCCCUCAGCUGAGACGCAGCUCAAGCACACUUGUCUCUGCGCGGGUUUCAAUAUCUACAAUUAAACACAAGCUCACAGUGACAAACCACGGGUUAGGCUAUCUCAACCUUGCGCUUUGUAGAAACAGGACCGUUUUCCAGGAACGGUUUGUUGUUGCUGUUUUUUUGUUUUAUUUUGUUUUUUUGUUUUUUGUUUUUUUGUUGUUGUUGUUUUGUUUUGUUUUUUAAUCAAAAGAGAAUAUAGGCCUAGUCUGAAAUUGAGAAUAGAAUUCUUGCAUGAAAGCAACAGGUUGCAUCAAUGGAGCCGCAUUUCUUCUUGUAAUCGAUAAAUAACCAUAUUGUGGCGAAUCGACAUAAAUAACAUAUUUGGAGCUAUAGUAUAAUUGUUUUAUACCAGUCAUUCUGAACACGCUGCGGAAAAUAAUCGGGUAUAUCCUCUCUCUAGAGUCCACAUAGAAUACAGAAGCAGCUGUGUGUUUAAAUAAGCACGGCCUGGCUAAAACACCAGGAGUCGAGCUAUAGUGCAAGAGGGUUUUUCAGCCUCCCUCUGCGCCGCCGCCCCUCUAAUUAAUCCGUAGAGGACUAAUUCAAUUCCCCGCCCCGCAGGCGCGUGAUUGGCCGAGCGCAGACUCUACAACGCAAUUUACGGGCUGUCACUCAAAUCCCAAUAAAUAGUAAUGUACCUGGCGGUGGAUAGACGGAGAGAUUUACGUUUCUGCGUCUUUUCCCCCCCUCCAUAAGGUUUGCAGACGAAGGUAAGAGGCCUGGAGGUUUUUAUUUUACGCAAACAAGCGGCGAGAACUGCGUUCCGGCCGAGCUCUUUCAAGAUGAACCUGAACUACACGUCUCCGGGCGCGCAGAUGCCCACCCAGAGGUCAACAUCCUUCUUCAUUGAAGAUAUUCUGCUCCAUAAGCCUAAACCUCUGCGGGAUGUUUUCCCGUCGCCUUUCUCCAACUCGCUCGCAUCUCGGAUGCCUCUGCUCGAAUACGGAUACCCUCUCAUGCCCACCCCGAUCCUCGCAUCUCAUCCGCACCAUCCGCUGCACAAACCAGAGCAUCACCCCUACUUCUUCACCUCUGGAGUGCAGAUGCCAUCGUUGUUCCAGCAUCACCCGGAACUACCCGGGAAACACUGCAGGCGCCGGAAAGCGCGCACAGUGUUCUCGGACUCGCAGCUCUCCGGACUGGAAAAGCGCUUUGAAAUGCAGCGGUACCUCUCCACACCAGAGCGCGUGGAGCUGGCCACAGCACUCAGCCUCUCAGAAACACAGGUGAAAACUUGGUUUCAGAACCGGAGGAUGAAGCAUAAAAAGCAAUUAAGGAAAACGCAGGAGGAGCAGAAGACACCCGGGGACUCGGACAGAUCUCUGGAGAACUCGAGCGCCGGCGAGCUGAACGACAAAAGCGCAGGAGACGCAAAAGACGGAAUGAGUCCGGACAGAUACACAGUGGACGAAAACGAAGACGAGGUCGAUAUUGAGGAUGACAUCUGCUCCCCUGAACAUUUACUAUAGACCGAAGAACAUGAACUAAACCGUCCAUGUACAUAUCGAUUUCUGAAUUUUAGAUAGGAAAUUCUAUUUAGCUUUUUU